AUGUCGGACCGCGUUUUCCAUAAUACUUACACGCGUUAUGGGACUCAGCAAGUACCAAUCACUACUUGGGCGACCCAAGUAGUCUCGCCAACGCAGCAACAAUCGGCUAACAGUGCCGAGCAGCGCGAAUUUGUCUUUCCGAAUGACUUCCCUGUCAGGCCUUAUCAACAGCAAUGUACACGGCGAGCCUUGAAGAACAAUUGCCUGGUGUGCCUUCCUACUGGUGCUGGAAAGACUCUAGUGGCAGCUGCAGUGAUCCGAAACUUCCUCGACUGGCAUCCGAACUCGCAGGCAAUAUUCGUAGCUUGGACGAAACCCUUGGCAAAGCAGCAGCAGGAGGCGAUCACACGCGAUGCUGGCAUUUCGAAGCGAGAAUCUUGCCUCAUCACAGGGAAUACGUCGGAUAAGAAACGCCAGAAAAUGUACAGUGAGUGCCGGCUGAUCUGCGCGACGCCCCAGUGUAUCAAUAGCGACAUUGGAAAAAAACUCAUCGAGUUCAAUCGAGUCAAGCUCGUCAUCGUGGAUGAGGCACAUAGAGCGACUGGAGAGCACGCCUACAGCCAAGUCAUUACCAAUUUCAAGGCGGAAACGGAUGAAUUUAGAAUCGUUGGCUUGACGGCUACGCCAGAGCGUGACAAGCUUUACAAAGUGGUUGAGAAUUUAUUCAUACAGGACAUCGUGUUCUACCCAGCCUCGCAUCCAGAAAUAAAAAAACAUAUCGUCCAAAUCGAUGAGAUCAUUGUUAGACGAACAAAGACCGAACUGACAUGCCUCCGCCUUCUCUCAGACAUCGGAGACGGGAUCUUAAAGACCAUUCAGAAGGGAAAGCUUCUUUUGAAUAUAAAUAUAGCGAGCGUCAGCAACUACGGUCUGUUAGAAGAGUACAACAGGUCAAAACACCUCCAAUACUGGAAAUUUUAUUACCCCAAGUAUCAAAAUUUUUCGAAACUAGUGGCCUGUCUGGUGGCCCUGCGAAAAUUCGGAAUGGGCAAGAUGGUUGACUUGUUUGAAAACAACUGCACGGACAAGGAGAAAUCUGUCUGGAAAGACAUCAAUCGCAAGGCAGUUGCAGAAUUGAAGAAAACGAUCUUCAGAUUCAAACAACCUGGCAACACUGAAGUGAGCGAGAAGCUGAAAAACCUAGCAACUGAACUGGAAAAGUACUUUGUUGAUGCCGCCACAAGCUACAAAAAGAGAGCUCUCGUGUUCGUCAACGACAGGAGCAUUGUCGAAGAAAUCAGAAGAUAUUUAGUUGCGAAUUGCUCGAAUAAUCUAAAAGUCACUGCCGAGAAGAUCACACAGAAGCAGCAAGUCGAGCAGCUGGAAAAGUUCAAGAAGGGAGAUAUUAAUGUUCUAGCGGCGACGUCUAUUGGAGAAGAGGGACUGGACAUUUCAGCUUGCGAUCUUGUAGUUCAGUACGACCAUUCUUUGAACCAAACUCGAAAUGCUCAACGAUCCGGUCGAACUGGAAGAAAACACAACGGUCGAAUUCUCUAUCUUAUGUACGAGUGCGAAUACGAGAGCUACAAGAAAGCACUCGAAGGCGAAAAGACCUUGGAGACUUUUAUGGCCAAAAUCACUAGUCAAUCUCCUGAAGUUCGUAAAACCACAUGGAGAAAAAUGCUCAACUACGAAAUGCCAGCUUGGCCUGUUCUCGGACCGACGCCAAUUCCUACUGCACAGUAUAAAAAACUUCAUAGGCCGCCAUCCCCUGAGCCAGAAUGGAAGACUCCUAGACGAAAAUCAGGAACACCAAAACCGAAACGGACGCCAAAGGAAAAAACUCCAAGAAGAAAAAAUAGCGCGAAAAAGACAAAAAAGAGAGCAACCCUUCGCGAUCAGCCUGGACCAUCGACUGAUUUCAACUUUCUCGAUGUGGACCUUAGCGAUGAUGAACCUCUGCCGCAUGUUCCAGACGAAAGCCUUGCUGAAAUUGGUGGCGAUCUUCCAGAUAUCCCAUCUGGUCUGGAGGAUUCUCCUCCUAGUCUCGAUGAUUCUCCUCCGCCCGCUGCGCUAGAACUUCUGAGUCGUUACAAUACUGAAAAUAAUUGCGACGAAGAUCGUCAGGUUGAUGAUCCUCAGCCUGUGAAUCUGAGCAUCAAUGAGUUUGAGCCACACUCUUUUGGAGACGAUUCACUGAACGGUCUUACAGAGAAGCUCUCUCAAAACUCUGUGGAAGAAGUAAAUUUAAGUGGCGCUUUGUUUUCUCCUGAAACACCGAAUCAAAGUUUUCAAAACAAUUUCGAUGAGCCAAUAGCUUCGAAUACCUGCAGUCUGGACAAUUCGAUUCCUCGCGCCAUUUCGAGGAUGGAAUUCCCAGCUCAAUCUGUCCUUCCCACGCCUGAAUUGCCUCUCACGACAGAAGGAGACUGUAAUAAAGACAACAUGAUGGAUGAACCGAACGAUUUAGGAGAGCUGGACUUUCGAAAUCCGUUUGACACCACUUCGGAAUCUGAAAAUGGAUUGGGGUCAGAUGAUAGAUCGCAGUCAUUAUUCCCAGUGGAGAAUGAGCUUGUAGGCAGUUCGGAAGAAGAAAGCGACUCUGGAAUCAACAUGCAACCAGGCACCUCCAAACGCGAAAGGUGGCAGCAGAACAAGGAGAAUCGCGGAUCGCGAUCUUGUCCACCAGUUCGACAAGGGAAAUUGUUGAAGAACAGAAACUGCACAGGAACGAUGGUGAUUUCUUCUGACGAAGAACAUGUCUCAAGAUAUGCCUCGACGCCGCUAAAGAGGAAAAAGAAGACGAAACGAGCCCAUGAAAUCAAGGAGGAGUCCCCUGAAGUAAAUUUGAUCAGCUCGGACACUGGAUCAGAACAAAGCGGCCCGCCAAGCCCUGUAAUAAAAUUUGCGCGAAAAAGUCUCUUCUACGAACUGAAGAACAAAACAUUAUAA
Messenger RNA from Oikopleura dioica, 2892 nucleotides. The record is from the annotation of a GenBank genome assembly. NCBI's taxonomy places the organism in Eukaryota, Metazoa, Chordata, Appendicularia, Copelata, Oikopleuridae.